Molecule: messenger RNA, 1278 nt
Organism: Cordyceps fumosorosea ARSEF 2679
Lineage: Eukaryota; Fungi; Ascomycota; Sordariomycetes; Hypocreales; Cordycipitaceae
Product: Peptidase S8, subtilisin-related protein
Exons: 2
Coding region: 1-1278 (425 amino acids)
Biological process (GO): proteolysis
Molecular function (GO): serine-type endopeptidase activity
Source: RefSeq, a predicted model, not a curated record
AUGCGUGUCACUACCAUCCUGGCUGCUCUUCCCUUGGCCCUGGCUGGCCCCAUCCUCGAAACGAGCGGCGAGCCCGCACCUCUCUACCUCCACGAGGCCGAGAGGCGCUCCGAGCUUGCGCCGCUGUACCUUCACGAGCUGGAGAAGCGCGAUGAACCCGCGCCCCUCAUCCUGCACGAGCCCGAGGGCGAUCUCGUGGCCCGCGGCGGCAGCAGCCGGUUCAUCAUCAAGUUCAAGGGCGACCGAGAGUUCUCCGCGGUCGAGGCGGCACUCCGGGACGUGGACGACGAGAACGUCGCGCAUACCUUCAACAGCGACUUUCUAGGCUUCACGGCGCAGCUGGACCGCUCCACCGUCGAGGGUUUCCGCAUGGUCCCCGGCGUCGAGUACAUCGAGCAGGACAUGGCCGGCACCCUCAGCGGGUUCCGCACCCAGUCUGACGCCCCGUGGGGCCUCGGCCGCAUCUCCCACCGCCAGGCCGGCUCCAGCGACUACAUCUACGACGAGUCGGCCGGCAAGGGCGUCUGCGUCUAUGUGACGGACAGUGGUAUUGAUGACAGCCACCCUGAGUUUGAGGGCCGCGCCAAGCAGAUCAAGAGCUUCGUCUCCGGCUCCAGCGUCGACGACAACGGCCACGGAACCCACUGCGCGGGCACCAUUGGCUCGGCCACGUACGGCGUCGCCAAGAAGGCGACCCUCCUCGGCGUCAAGGUCAUCGACAGCAACGGAGACUUUUGGUACUCGGAUCUGAUCGCUGCUUACGACUUCAUCCAGAAGGACGCGCGGUCGCGCAGCAGCAGCUGCCCUGGCGGCUUUGUCGUUAGCGGCUCGCUCGGCGGCAACUUCUCGCAGUCGAUGAACGACGCGGCCAACGCCAUGGUCGACGCGGGCUUCUUCAUGGCCAUUGCCGCGGGCAACAACAACAAGAACGCCCGCGACUUCUCGCCUGCGUCGGCGUCCAAGGUGUGCGCCGUCGGCGGCACGCAGUCGGACGACCGCCGCUACGCCAGCUCAAACUGGGGACCCGUCGUCAAAAUCAACGGCCCGGCCGUGAACGUCCUCUCCACCGUCCCGGGCGGCGAGACCGCGUUCUACACGGGAACGUCCAUGGCCACCCCGCACAUCGCCGGCCUCGCCGCUUACCUCGCGGCCAAGAACGGCGUCAAGGCCUCGCCGGCACUCUGCAAGACAAUCGUCGACAUGGCCACCAAGAACGCCGUCACAAACCAGGUCAGCAACACGGUCACCAACAUUGCUUACAACGGCAGCGGCCAGUAA